AUGAAAAACGAGGAUGAAGAGUGCUUCAAAUGGUGUGUCACGAGAGCGUUGAAUCCUGUUGCAAAAAAUCCAGAGCGUAUCACAAAGAUUUUGAGAGAGCAGGCAGAGAAAUUAAAAUGGGAUGGGAUUAGGUUCCCGAUGGAGGUAAAGGAUAUUCACCGCUUUGAAAAGUUGAAUCCGGAGAUAAGAGUCAACGUUUACAUGUAUAACAAUAGACUCAACCCCUUGAGAGUGAGCAGCAUUACUCAUGCUGUAAAUGUAGUUGAUCUUCUUCUCAUUACUGAAGGUGACAAAAAGCAUUAUUGCCUCAUCAAGAAUUUGAGUCGGCUCGUAUCGAGUAGCCUAUCGAAAAAUGAGCAUAAGAAGUUUAUAUGUAGGAGGUGUCUUAAUUAUUUCGGUUCUCAGCGAGUUCUUGACACACACAGCGAGUUGUGCCAAAAUCAUGAGGCUGUGAGAGAAAAGAUGCCACCUUCUGGGGCUUAUCUCUCUUUUAAAAAUCACCAAAAGCAGAUGACCAUGCCAUUCGUCAUCUAUGCAGACUUUGAGUCGUUAAUCAAACCUUUAGACACCGUACAAGCAGAUCCGGCAGGGUGUUACACUGAGAGAAAGCAACAACAUAUUCCAAUAAGUUUUUGUUAUUAUGUUAAGUGUUCAUUUGAUGAUAGAUACUCAAAACGGGUUGAGUAUACAACCAAGUCUGAAGAUGAAGAUGUGGCACAGAAAUUCGUUGAAAUGCUUGAAGCAGAGGUUAAGGACAUAUACAAAAAUCAUCCUCCUAAAAAGAUGAUCUUCACAGACAGUGAUGUUGAAAUCUUUGAAAAUGCAACGUGUUGUUGGUUGUGUAGAGAAGAUUUCAAAGAGGGGGAAGACAAAGUGCGCGAUCACUGUCAUUACACCGGUAAAUUUCGAGGGGCUGCGCAUAACAGCUGCAACCUAAAAUUCCGACGACCAAAAUUCACACCUGUCGUCUUUCACAACUUGACAAACUAUGACGCUCAUCUCUUCGUUAGAAAUCUCAGUGUUUCAGAAGGAGACAUUGACUGCAUACCAAACAACGAAGAAAAAUACAUUAGCUUUACGAAACACGUUGUGGUUGACAAGUUUUUCAACAAAGGAAAAGAAAAAGACGUCGAGGUAAAGAGAGAGCUGAGAUUCAUUGACAGCUUCAAAUUUAUGGCUUCCAGUCUUGACAAGCUUGUUAACAACCUUGCCAAAAAGGGUGAGUCUUUCUUCCAAAAUACAAGAAAAUAUUAUUCUGGAGAGAAGCUUAAUCUGCUGAUGAGAAAGGGUGUUUAUCCCUAUGAAUGGGUGAACUCUAUACGAAAACUUGAUGAGACACAAUUUCCGCCGAAAGAAGCUUUCUUCUCCGUAUUAAGUGGUAAAGGUAUCUUGGAUAAAGACUAUACCCAUGCUCAAAAUGUAUGGAGCGUCUUUCGUUGUAAGACAUUCAGAGAUUACCACAAUCUCUACAAUCGAAGCGACGUGCUUUUACUAGCCGAUGUGUUUGAAAACUUUCGCGAGCUUUGCAAAGAGAAUUACGAUCUCGAUCCUUGUUGGUACUUCACCGCGCCGGGUUUGGCUUGGGAUGCCUGCCUCAAGUUGACUGAGAUAGAACUUGAGUUGUUGAGCGAUAUAAAUAUGUUACACAUGUUUGAGGCCGGUAUUCGUGGUGGGAUUUCAAUGAUCUCGACAAGACAUGCAAAAGCCAACAACAAAUACAUGGGAGAAAGCUUUAACCCUACCCAACCUUCAAAGUUCAUCACGUAUCUCGAUGCAAACAACCUUUACGGUUGGGCGAUGAGUAAAAAUCUUCCAACGGGAGGUUUUGAAUGGGUAAACGAGAAAGAUUUUGACAAAUGGGAGAGCUUCGCUUGCAUUCUUGAAGUCGACCUGAAAGGUGUCACUUCUGAGCUUCACGAUCACUUCAACGAGUAUCCACCCGCCCCUGAAAAUCUAUUGAUUGGUAAAGUAAAGAAAUUGGUCUGUACGUUAAACGAAAAGAAAAAGUACAUCGUUCAUCAUGAGACACUAAAACAUUACAUGAGUCUUGGAAUAGAGAUAGGAAAGAUUCACCGCAUCAUUAGGUUUGAAGAGAGACCUUGGAUGAAAAAGUACAUCGAUUUGAAGACAUCUUUGAGAGCAAAGGCUAACAACGACUUUGAAAAGGACUUCUACAAGCUGAUGAACAACGCUGUCUUUGGCAAAACGAUGGAAAACAUUCGAAAACGCGUCGACGUGAGACUUGUCAACUCAGAGGAAAAGGCAAGAAAGUUGGCAAACAAGGUCAACUUCAAACAUUGCACCAUCUUCUCUGAAGAUCUAUGUGCAAUGCACAUGGGGAAGACGCAGAUUUACUUCAAUAAACCUCUCUAUCUCGGGAUGAGCAUCCUUGAUAUUAGUAAGACAUUGAUGUACGACUUUCAAUACAACUACAUCAAACCUAAGUACCCAAAUGACAAAUCAAAGCUUCUUUUUACAGACACUGAUAGUCUUUGUUAUGAGAUUCACACAUCAGAUUUUUACAAAGAUAUAACUGACGAUGUAGACCGUUGGUUUGACACGAGCAACAUUUCGAAAGAGCAUCCUUCCGGGGUGCCAACCGGUGUGAACAAGAAAGUGAUUGGAAUGUUUAAAGAUGAGGCAGGUGGAAAGAUCAUUGAAGAGUUUGUUGGCUUGAGGGCUAAGCUGUACAGCUACAAGAUGUUUGAUGAUGGUACAGAAAAGAAGAAGUGUAAGGGGGUGAAGGGGGGUGUGGUAGAUCGCACGAUCAACUUAGAUGACUACAAGAGAUGUUUGUUUGGUGGUGGAAAACAACUUCGAACAAUGAACACGCUUCGGAGCCGAAAGCACGAGAUGUAUAUGGAAGAGAUCAAUAAAGUCGCUCUAUCCGCUGAUGAUGACAAGCGAAUCAUUUUACCAGAUAAAAUACACACACACGCGAUAGGACAUUUUAUCAGCUGA
Molecule: messenger RNA, 2961 nt
Organism: Stylophora pistillata
Lineage: Eukaryota; Metazoa; Cnidaria; Anthozoa; Scleractinia; Pocilloporidae
Source: RefSeq, a predicted model, not a curated record